Colletotrichum acutatum is the source of this 1120-nucleotide messenger RNA. RefSeq lists its product as uncharacterized. Bases 215 to 922 code for a protein of 235 amino acids. The transcript has a single exon. The record is from RefSeq and is a predicted model, not a curated record. Lineage: Eukaryota; Fungi; Ascomycota; Sordariomycetes; Glomerellales; Glomerellaceae.
UAGACCUUUUCAAACGCAGUCCAGGGAACGACAGUAUCUCCUCUGUCCUGGCAGCUGGACUUCAGAUGCAAGGAAGACAGCACUGCCCCAAUGUCGUUGAACCGAAUGUCCAAGUUACAUUGAAAAUACAAGUUUCGAGUGGGAAAUUAUCUCACGCCUCGAAUACAUAUCACAAUACAACGUCCAAUAGGAAAAAUUCAGCGGAAAACCAUUCAUGACACUGAAGUACAAAAGCCGUAAAACCUGGAUUUCCCCGAUCCGACUUCCCCGACAAGCGAGUCCUCAAAUCCCGUGUCUCCCCAAAAUUCUAAUCGUCAUGGCCGGCCAUACGGAACGCCGAUCGAACCGGGGGUCGUCGAACGGCGGUACAGCAGGAAAGAAAAUCCCUCCACUGGAAAGCUUGCUGCGGACCAGCCCGGAACCCGGAAGGGGGAGGGAGGGAAGAGCUUCGAACUCUUUGAGAGCUACCUCGCCAUCCCUCGGCCGGCCCAUCGCAGCCAAGCCCCCGCCGUUGCAUUUGAAGUGCCUUUCUGUAGUAUCUACAACGGAUACCACAGUAGCUAAUUUGAGUGCGGAGUUUCCUUCUUCCCCCCUCUUGCUAUACCUAGAGUAUCACUGUAUUCGUACAUCGCCCCAGUCUUGCUCACCAUUCCAUUCCAUUCUCUCCUCGUCUCCCGGUCCUUCAGGUUGUAUCAGUAUCCAUAGUAGCCCAUUCUUUGCAAGCCUCCCAGCCAUCUCACCUCGCAGUGGAUCAGACCCUGGCACCGACAAGCAACAAGUACACACCGACCAUAUUCCGGACUUUGACGAAAUACACCGAGGCUUCUCUGGAGAGGGGGUAGACACACAUACAGCACCACCUGCAUACUUAGGCCCGAAUGCGAGCCUGUUAGUGAUGCCCCUUGAACGGGAUAAAGAUUGACACAGAUUGGCAUCUCCAUGAUCAACACGUCAACAACCGAAGGACGCCCGUUGGAGCGGCUGUAGCCGACGGGGAUCAGCUCUCAAACUAACAGAACAACAAGCUGCUGGAACAUUGUUUCGUUGUCAAACUUGUCACCGCCAGAUGUACCUCUCCUUUCCAUCACCGUUUUGUUGCUAAAGCCCUACUUUUCUUUUC